AUGAAAUAUGAAUCUGAAAAAGUAAUAAGAGUAAGGAUGGAUAUGGAUGAUCAGAUACCAGACGAUAGUUUUGAUAAUAGGGGAGUUCAUGGCGUAGAACCUGAGAACCAAGUACUAACAUAUAUUCUAGUGGCUGCUUCACUUCCACACCCAAAGAUUGUUAAAAAGCACACCAAGAAGUUCAAGAGACAUCACUCUGACAGAUACGACCGUGUCGCUGAAAACUGGAGAAAGCAAAAGGGUAUUGACUCUUGUGUCAGAAGAAGAUUCAGAGGUACCAUCUCACAACCAAACAUUGGUUACGGUUCCAACAAAAAGACUAGACACAUGAUGCCAUCUGGCCACAAGGCUUUCUUAGUUAAGAACCUCAAGGACUUGGAUGUUUUAUUAUUACACUCCAAGACUUACGCUGCUGAAAUUUCCCACAACGUUUCUGCCAGAAACAGAGUUGAAAUUGUUGCUAAGGCUAAGAAGCUUGGUGUUAAAGUUACUAAUCCAAAGGGUAGAGUUUCUUUAGAAGCUUAA
Molecule: messenger RNA, 525 nt
Organism: Debaryomyces tyrocola
Lineage: Eukaryota; Fungi; Ascomycota; Pichiomycetes; Serinales; Debaryomycetaceae
Source: the annotation of a GenBank genome assembly